Messenger RNA from Talaromyces stipitatus ATCC 10500, 1764 nucleotides. Its product is annotated as MT-A70 family. Gene Ontology annotation, molecular function: nucleic acid binding; methyltransferase activity. The record is from RefSeq and is a predicted model, not a curated record. Lineage: Eukaryota; Fungi; Ascomycota; Eurotiomycetes; Eurotiales; Trichocomaceae. The transcript is spliced from 3 exons. Gene Ontology annotation, cellular component: RNA N6-methyladenosine methyltransferase complex; nucleus. The coding region runs from base 1 to 1764 and encodes 587 amino acids.
AUGCAUCGCGGUCCUCUUGAAGCAGCAGCCUUUGACAAGUUUAUGGAAAAUCUGGAAAAGUCCAAGUCAACCAUCAUCGCAAUGGAUCCAACCACUACUCAAUGGCCGCAAUACCAACCAAUCCGCAUGAGGUUCAAUGAUGCUGGUAUGGGUUCGAGCUCAGUCACCUUGGUCGUUUGCUUGGAUGCCUCGAGAACGGCCUAUCGUUGCGGGAUGUCUUGUAUCCAUGACUUGUUUCACUUUUUCGACAUAGACUCCAGCUGGGAGUUGCUACAGUUCCGCAUUCUUCGGCUUAUAACCACCGGUCCUUUCCUUUGUACUGGCUCAGAUAGAGCUUUUGUCACGGUACAGUUUACGGAGGAGUUCGCUGCUACUUCAACAAGAUCAGCAAUACUCUAUGAAAAUCCCCAAAAAUCGGUAUUUCUCGUCGACAUCCCGACAUCGAUCGAAAUAGUCCAGAGCGCUUCUUUUAGCUCUUCUGCAGUUGAUGAUGAUGAUGAGAAUAAUAGAUCAAAUCUACCAGCACAACAACAUCAUUACAGACACAUAUAUUCUUCAAAGCCGCUAGAACACCCCUAUCCAUCUGCGCCGGAGCCGAAGAGUGAAGCUGCUCGUGCUAGAUUGUUGUCUCGGAUCCCGGAAUCGGAGAUCCUAUUUCACGAUAGCAUUGCUUCAUUUAUUCGGAGCGGUGUCGAUGAGGUACAGCAGGGCCUUGGAAGUAGAAAAUGGUUUCUCCCCAGGAAGGUGAUCGGUGCUGCCGUACAAGGCGACAAGAUCAAGGACGGUGCCACUGUCAAUAACAGGACAGGGACUGAACAGAACGCAAUAUCUGAACCAUCAAGGAAGAGAUUACGCCCAGAAAUUCUAGUGAAAUAUGCAUACAGCAACAGGAAACAACCACCAUUGAUUCUCUCACCAUCAAGUGUCAAUUAUUUUACCGAUUUAUCAGAUCUACAUGGCAUUCAAGUCAAGAAUCCAUCACCUUUAAAAGCAGCCACAAUACAAGUCAAUGAGCCCGGCACCAAUAUUACGACAAAAUACACUAUUCCACCAGCCUCAUCCUUUGUCUUACACAAUCUAGCAGUCAGUCAAACAUACUCAACAUCCAACAUCUCUCCCAUUCCCGGACUACCAUCCGCUGAAAAAUUCGACAUAAUCCUCUUCGACCCUCCAUGGCCUAACCGCUCUGUGCGGCGGUCGUCGCAGUAUCCUACUCAUGUAUACUUAGAGAUGGACUCAUUGGUAUCUCUAAUGCAGCAAACCAUCCUCUCACAUCUCAGGUUCGGAGACGAUAGGAGCACUGAAAGGUCAAUUGUGGGUAUAUGGACUACCAACAAUGCAAAAUCUCGCCAAGCUGCAUAUGACGCUUUUGCGGGCACAGGUCUCGGGAUCUUUGAGAUUUGGAUAUGGAUUAAGACUACUGAGAAUGGCGAGCUUGUAUCGCCAUUGGAUGGGCUGUGGCGCAAGCCUUAUGAAGUUAUGUUCUUGGGAAAACCAAGGACGAACACGAAAAAGGUGGACGGGGAAGAAGAACCUAUCAAACGGAUCAUUGCUGCUGUGCCGGAUGAGCAUUCGAGGAAACCUAAUCUCAAAGAACUGCUUGAACUCCUGUUUUUCAAAGAUGAUGGAAAUGAGGCACGAGAGACAAAUACAAAGCAAGACGCUGCCUUGGAAGUCUUUGCUAGAAAUCUGACGGCUGGGUGGUGUGCUUGUGGAAAUGACGUCCUCAAAUUUAAUGCUGAUCAAUGGUGGUAUCAGCCAUGA